Messenger RNA from Temnothorax curvispinosus, 4260 nucleotides. RefSeq names its product nodal modulator 3. The record is from RefSeq and is a predicted model, not a curated record. Bases 95 to 3712 code for a protein of 1205 amino acids. Gene Ontology annotation, molecular function: carbohydrate binding. Lineage: Eukaryota; Metazoa; Arthropoda; Insecta; Hymenoptera; Formicidae. The transcript is spliced from 14 exons. Gene Ontology annotation, cellular component: endoplasmic reticulum membrane.
CAGGACAAAGCCGGUCAAGCCGGUGGUAUACCCCGGUAACCCCGGGUUUCGGAUUACCGGACGAAUUGUACGCGCACGCGCUUUGUGAGCUGUGAUGACUUCACCACCGGCGGCGGCUGGUCGGCGCCGCGGCUCCAUUCUGGCAAUGACAAACGGUAUGGAUCUGACUCGACGAGGUUUCGUUCUCCUCGCCUGCCUGGCGGCCCUCGUCGCGGGCGCGCUCGCCCAGGACAUCCUGGGAUGCGGCGGCUUCCUGAAGAGUCACGCCGACAUCGAUUUCACGAAGGUGCACGUGAGACUGUACACGAAGACCGGCAGUCUGAAGGAUCAGACCGAGUGCGCGCCUAACACCGGGUACUACUUCCUGCCUCUGUACGACAAGGGAGAAUACGUGUUGAAGGUAGAUCCUCCCAGAGGCUGGAGCUUUGAGCCCACCGAGGUAACGUUGAAUGUAGAUGGUGUCACGGAUGACUGCAGUCAGGGAAAAGAUAUUAACUUUACGUUCAAAGGGUUUGGUAUUACAGGACGUGUGAUUAGUUUAGGUACUGAUUCUGGUCCUAAAGGAGUCACUAUCGACUUAGGAUACGCAGAUGCAAUAAACAAUAAUGAACAAGUUGCCAUUAAAUCGACGUUAACGGCAGAAGGUGGCACAUUUUACUUUACUCCCAUUCAGCCUGGAAAGUACAUCCUUGCUGCGCAUCACUCCAAAUGGAUACUAAAAGAAAAUAAAGUUGAAGUAAUUGUACGAGAGGGAAACACAGAACUCGCGGAUGGCAGCUUGGUAGUAUUGGGAUAUGAUGUCAGUGGCAAAGUCACCAGCGAGAAUGAACCAGUGGCUGGUGUAUCCUUCAUCCUUUUCGGCAAUGGUGUCGCCGAGAAGUGCGAGACUACCCCUGUGGAUAAGAACUUUGAAUCCAAGAAACCGCUUUGCCACGUGACUUCGGACAAUACCGGUAGAUUUAUAUUCCCCAGUCUAUCGCCGGGCGAUUACAAGCUUGUACCUCACUACGCCGGCGCCCAGACAAAGUUCGACGUUCAACCACCGGAAUUGUCUUUCAAAGUUGGCCACGGCAGCGUGGUCCUCGCUCAAGACUUUAAAGUAACUGGCUUCACAGUCGGCGGCCUUGUUCUUAUCUCGACGAAUGGAAAUCCCUUGUCAGGAGCAAAGAUAUUCUUGUCGCAGAAAGAAGUUGCAGUUACGGAUAAGGACGGGAAAUAUGUACUGGAUAACAUGAAAGCCGGCCAAUAUACACUCAGAGCGGAAUCUGCAAAUGUACAAUUUAGCGAAAGGACAGUUAAAAUAUCUCCCACCUCGCCUGAACUUCCGGUGCUGAUACCUUCGGCGUAUAAAGUUUCGGGAAAGGUAACCCUGUCGGCAAAGGGGACGCUGCAUUUUCGCCGAAUAUCCAUUCAGAACACAGCCGCUACGUUCUAUAAGGAGCUCGACACCGACGAGAAGACGGGAGAGUACUCUGUAUACCUCGCACCGGAUAAAUACCAGUUGAGCGUAGUUGUGAGCACGGAAGAGAAAACUAAGGGUUUGCAAUUCUACCCGCUGCAACAAACGAUUGACGUGACGUCUCAACCAAUUACCAAUGUCAACUUCUUACAAUUGAAGGCCACGUUAACGGGGACGGUACAUUGUUUGCCAGGGACGGAUUGCAGUCAAGCCUCCGUUACUCUGAAAAUCCUCGAUGGAGUCACGAUAAAGACGGUACAAGCUAGAGAUGGCCAAUACCAGUUCACGGACGUGCUACCUGGUCACUACGAGAUCUUCAUCGACAACGAUGUGUUUUGCUGGGAGAAUCCCAGCUACAGGAUUUCGAUAACGUCGGAGCGCGCCGAGGUGCCGCCGUUCAAGCAGACCGGCUUCUCCAUCACCUUCAUAUCGUCUCACGAUACGGCCGUGGAGUACUUUGAGCCCAAUAACACAAAACUAAUAACUCUACCCCUGAACAAAGGCAGCAUGAGGCACUGCGUGCCUAAAUCUGGCGCAUACACUUUUGUUCCAAAGGGUUGUCACGUAUACGAAAAUUCCUCCUAUACUUGGGACACGAGCAAUCUCUCCCCGAUCUUGCUGCAUUCCACCGAACACACUCACAAAGGCAGUAUUAUAAGCUUGAGCGUGCAAAAUGAUCUUAAAGUAAAAAUCGAAGACGCAAAUGACAGUGUCACGAUUGGUCCACUGAAACCUGUAAAAAAAGACGACGUGUACAAAUACGAGUUCGAGUUUAAGGCGAAAACGGAUAAUAUGUACACUAUCACUCCGUUAUCGGACAUUCUACUCUUCAAUCCGCCGUCUCUGAAAAUCUUCGGCGUGAAUGACUGUCACAACGACAUCGCAAGUUUCGCCGGUGAUUUAGGAAAGAUUAUAGCCGGACAGAUCUCUCCACCGUUGGAAGGUGUAACUAUACGGAUAACUGGGAAAGGCGAAGAGUCUCCAAUUCACACGUUAGUUACACAAAAAGACGGGACUUACAGCGUUGGACCUUUGGAUGGGAAAAUCGAAUAUAGUGUUACAGCUGAGAAGGAGGGUUUUGUAAUCACUGGACCUGAUGCUAAAGGAGUGUUCUUGGCGCACAAAUUAGCCGAGAUUAUUGUACAAGUUUCUGAUCACGCUGAUGGUUCUUCAUUACAGGGUGUGCUCCUUUCUUUGUCUGGUGGUCAAAGUUACCGCAAGAACAGCAUAACCAACGAAGAUGGAAAAUUCAUAUUUAAUUCGUUGUCGCCGGGCGAAUAUUAUCUACGACCCAUGAUGAAGGAGUACCGCUUCGAUCCGCCGUCAAAGAUGAUUAAUGUCAUGGAAGGGGCGACUGUCAAUGUGAAUCUAUUCGGUAACAGAGUUGCCUAUAGCGCUUACGGUUCUGUUACGUCUUUGAACGGGGAACCGGAAGUUGGUCUGCUGGUCGAAGUCCAGGGUCAAGGGAACUGCUCCAGUCUUCAAGAGGAGGCUACGACUGAGGAGAACGGUAACUUCAGGAUUCGCGGUCUUCAACCUACAUGCACCUACACCUUCCGUUUGAAGCCGAACGUGGAGAGCAACGCCCAUAUACAGCGCACGAGUCCCAGCUCUCAGCUGGUGCAGCCGGUGGAGGACAUUCGUGGUCUGCGGCUGAUCGCCUUCCAUCCGAUCUCGCGCACGGACGUUUCGGUGCACGUCAUGUCCGCCCAACCGGAGCACUAUCGCACGAUCAAGGUGAAGCUGUGCCGGGAGGACGCUCCCGACUCGCCGGUGCACGUUUCCAAGUUGGACGUGCAGCAAACCGCCAGCAAAAACGCCGGCAGCUACAACGCUGGCUUCCUGGUGCAUUUCCCGCCGUUGCAAGCCGACGGCAGGAAGUACUUCGUCCAAUUGGAGUCGUCGCUGUCCCAGACCGUGCACAAGUACCGCACUAUUCCAGUCUACUUCGAGGCGAACUCGUCGUUCAAGUACGUCAAACUGGCGUUCAACGCGGAACGGAAAGUCGAUCAGGGCGAGAUGAAUCAGACAUCGGUGAUCGCGCUGCCGUUCAUCAUGCUGGUCGCCCUGGCGUUCCUCAAUCGCGAGAAACUGUGGGUCUGGUUGAACGCGCUACUGGAGAGACGGUCCAAGCCCGUGCCGAGCUCCAGAGCGCCCGUCCAGGCCAUUCCCAUCGAUCCCAGAGCGGAUGAUAUCAUAGUCGAGCAAAUAAUGAAUAUUAACAAGAGAAAGACGAAGCCGCGGAAAGCAUAGACCAUAUUGUUGUUAUUAGCGUCAUCAUUAUUUAUACAGUGAGACUCAUUUGUAAUGAUCUCAAGAGAUUGUCGAAGAUGUAAGGAUUUAUAUCAUUCAAGAUGUAAAGAUUUUACAUCAUUCGUUGUUUUAUAUGUCUGAUUAUUUGUGAUUUGUCCGCAAUAUCUGUCACAACAGUCGUGUAUAUCACGGAAUGAAGAAGAUUUUUUAUUUACAAUUCAAUAGAAGACUGUCGCGGUAUACUUGGCGUGUAUUUAGAUUUAUUAAUAUUUAUACAUAUAUGUGGACAAUAUUAACGGAAGAAUUACGUGUUUGAUCAGAAAUGUAUAUAACGUACACGAAUCGUUUGUAUGUAUAUCGAGAAACUUUAUCAAUGGAAUAGUUUAAUGCAAGGUAUGCGCCGCACCGACUGCAUCCGAUACGUAAAUCGUGAUAUAACCGUUAAGUUAUAUAAAAUAAGAUGUACAUACAAAAAUUGCUGUUGUUAUAUUCAUGGAAUUGUUAUUAUAAACGUUCUCGCAAAUAAUAUAUGCCAUUCUUACUCUUUC